Messenger RNA from Acanthosepion pharaonis, 606 nucleotides. Lineage: Eukaryota; Metazoa; Mollusca; Cephalopoda; Sepiida; Sepiidae. The record is from the annotation of a GenBank genome assembly.
AUGUCUCUCAUUUUCUAUCUAUCUAUCUAUCUAUCUAUCUAUCUAUCUAUCUAUCUCAUUUUCUAUCGAUCCAUCUCAUUUUUUAUCUAUUCAUCAAACACAUUUCCCAUCUAUCUAUCUAUCUAUCUAUCUAUCUAUCUAUCUAUCUAUCUAUCUAUCUAUCUAUCUCAUUUUUUUAUCUAUUCAUCUAACACAUUUCCCAAUCUAUCUAUCUAUCUAUCUAUCUAUCUAUCUAUCUAUCUAUCUAUCUAUCUAUCAGUUCAUAGUUAUCUACCUAUCUAUCUAACAGUUCAUAUCUAUCUAUCUAUCUAUCUAUCUAUCUAUCUAUCUAUCUAUCUAUCUAUCUAUCUAUCUCAUUUUCUAUCGAUCCAUCUCAUUUUUUAUCUAUUCAUCAAACACUUUUCCUAUGUCUCUCAUUUUAUAUCUAUCUAUCUAUCUAUCUAUCUAUCUAUCUAUCUAUCUAUCUAUCUAACAGUUCAUAUCUAUCUAUCUAUCUAUCUAUCUAUCUAUCUAUCUAUCUAUCUAUGUAACACAUUUCCUAGCUAUCUCUCUGGUAGUAUCAGAAGUAUGGAGAAUACAUUAGAUACAUAUUAUCGAGAGAAUUAA